This is a messenger RNA of Caenorhabditis remanei, 363 nucleotides long. RefSeq lists its product as uncharacterized. The transcript has 2 exons. NCBI's taxonomy places the organism in Eukaryota, Metazoa, Nematoda, Chromadorea, Rhabditida, Rhabditidae. The record is from RefSeq and is a predicted model, not a curated record. The coding region runs from base 1 to 363 and encodes 120 amino acids.
AUGCGAAACGGGUUCUACUACUCAUGUCUACUAACUAUUAUUCUUGUUGAAUGUUCCUUCGAUUAUAAACUAAGCGAGCGGGCGCUGGAAUUCGCCGCCUCCGCCUACUCACUUGACCCCCAGCCGUGUGUUCAGAAGAACAAUGCGACGGUGUUGUUCUCGAAAAAAGUGGAAUGUGAUUAUAUGAGGGAUGAGUGUUGGAGUGUGAUCGCCGCCGACAACGAUACGAUAUUCGUGAGUUUCAGUGGAACAAAAUCGAAAGAGCAAUUGGUAACUGAACUGAUUGAGAGUAUCGGAAAACCAAAGCACAAGGUAUUACGGGCAGAGAGAUUAGGUUACAGACGGUGUCUGACUACAUUCUGA